Messenger RNA from Anthonomus grandis grandis, 756 nucleotides. RefSeq names its product coiled-coil domain-containing protein 124-like. Gene Ontology annotation, molecular function: transcription coactivator activity. The coding region runs from base 63 to 707 and encodes 214 amino acids. The record is from RefSeq and is a predicted model, not a curated record. The transcript has a single exon. NCBI's taxonomy places the organism in Eukaryota, Metazoa, Arthropoda, Insecta, Coleoptera, Curculionidae. Gene Ontology annotation, biological process: transcription by RNA polymerase II. Gene Ontology annotation, cellular component: nucleus.
UUUGGAACAGGACUCAUAAUUCACUGUCAAAAGUUAUUAAAUGUCAAAAGAAAAAAUUUAAAAUGCGUAAAAAAACAAUAACCGACAAUCCCAAAGCAAUAGCAGCUAGAGAACGUAAAAAAGCAGCACAAGAAGAGAAAGAAGCAAUAAAAGAACGAGAAAUCGAAGAUGCCAAAUGGAGAGAGGACGAUAAACAAAUACUCAAAAAGCAGCAAAAAAAGGCAGCGGAUGAACGUAAGAAACACGACCAACUGAAAAGGAAAGCUGAAGCAAAAGCCUUAUUAGAAAUGGAAAUGGCUUCUAUAGAAACGAUGCUGAAACUCACCAAAGUUACCAGAGCCGAGAUUACUAUUAAAGAAGAAGAACAACCCAAGAAAAAAAUUGAAAAAAUUAUCCCAUUAUUGGAAAACUUGAAUAGAGUGAAAGUUGAGCAUGAGGAGGCUAGAACUGUCGAUGAAGCUAUCAAAGUUCUCGAUGGUACUUCAGGGAGUAUUGAUAAACAUCCUGAAAGAAGAAUAAAGGCAGCAUACACUGCUUAUGAAGCACGAAGAUUGGAUGAGUUGAAGGUGAAAAAUCCCACUUUACGUGUAUCGCAGCUGAGGCAAAUGAUCUUCAAAGAGUGGCAAAAGUCACCAGAAAACCCUUAUAAUAAAAUACAACCUACUAAUAAAUCAUAUUAUUUGAAAAAUUAUCGAUUAGUCUCCUAAGUUGGUUUUUCUGGAUUUUUUUAAUAGAUUUUGAAAAAGCUUACUAAAU